AUGGACUUUGUCCGUCGUCCUGUGGACGGCAUCGCCCAGAGCGAGAACUUUCCAGUCGGAGGGUUUCGCCUCAUGGUGGCGCUCGUCGGCUGCAUCGUUGUGGCUCCACUUAUCCACUUGAUGCGUGGCGAGACUUCCCGCCAUAUGUUUAAUGUGGUGGUAGGUCUCUUUGUUGGUGUCUUCGUCUUCGACAUCGCAGUGCUGCAUACUAUAGGCACAUCAGUUGCCGUAUACGUGCUAAUGAACGUGGCGCCAAGGGAAAGCGUUGGGCGUCUUGUGCUAUCGCUGCUGCUGGUGUAUCUCGUUGGAAUCCAUUACUACCGUGAAUUUCACAGUCCAGACAUCGUGUGGGACUCGGCGCAGAUGAUCUUGACGCUGAAGCUUGGCAGCGUCGCCAUCAACUAUAGCGACGGGGGUCUUUCUAAGGAGAAGAAAACGUCCACGAUGCUGCAGAAUGAGCUUCAGGAAAUCCCGGCGCUAAUUCCGUACUUUGGUUAUAUUUUCUUCUUCCCAACAUUUCUUGCUGGUCCUGCGUUUGAGUACAAGGACUAUGUUUACUGGAUGAAGGACAUUCAAGUUGCCCCGUUCAUGGCUCACCUCCGCAACCUAUUCAUAAUCUUGAUUUCGGCGGCAGGCUUCUUUGCAUCGCUGCAAUUCCCAGUUGACAAGAUUGACUCACCGGACUUUUAUAAGGAUUCUUCGUGGGCUGUGCGCUGUAUUCUUAUGUGCAUUCCUGUCGUCUUGUUCCGUUUUCGCUUCUACUUAGCGUGGUCGCUGGCCGAGGCUGCAAGUGCUGCUGCUGGCGUUGGCUACGUGCAGGCCACUGGAAAAUGGAAUGGAAUUACGAACAAUGAUCUUCUGUGCGUGGAGAUUCCUACCAAUUUCCGUGUUGCUAUUAAUAACUGGAAUAUUGGCGUUGCUCGAUGGAUCAACACUUACAUUUACCAGCGUGUCGGCCUAUUGAAGUCAGGAAAGCCUGGCCUGUUGUCCACGAUGGUUUCGUUUUUUAUCAGCGCACUUUGGCAUGGACUCUCACCCGGCUACUACUUGUUCUUUUUGUUGGGUGGCAUUUACAUUGAAGUCGGAAAGCACCUUCGUCGUCGCCUGAGACCAUACUUUCACUAUACGGAAGAUCGCAAAGCAUACCCACAUGCUGUCUUCAUGUCGUACUUUAGUGGUACCACCCACCCGCUGGCAUUCUUUUACGACAUCUCUGGUUUAUGCCUGACAUGGAUAGCGAUGCAGUAUGCCGGUGUAGCGUUUGAGAUCAUGGACGUGCGCCGAUGCCUGGCCAUAUGGAGCUCGUGGUACUUCGUUCCGCACCUGGUGAGUAUUGGCCUCCUGGCUUUUUUUAGCCUCUCUCCUCAGCGCGGUCCUGCACCGGAGAAGAUGAAAGGCGAGUAA
Peronospora matthiolae is the source of this 1404-nucleotide messenger RNA. NCBI's taxonomy places the organism in Eukaryota, Oomycota, Peronosporomycetes, Peronosporales, Peronosporaceae. The record is from the annotation of a GenBank genome assembly.